CCUGAAGUGAAUGGAAAGUCUUGCACUUCUCCUUGUCCCAGCGAGCAGGGGAACGAUGCCUCUGCAGCCACUGUUGCAAAACCUCUUCUCUCUACCUCCACUCCAAAGGAGUCAAUAUCCAAACAAUCAGUGGAGUCAGCAGGACCAGCCAGGAAAAAGGAAACAUCCCCUGGGGCUUCAGAACUGGGGUUUCCCAAAGCUCAUCCCGACCAGCCCAGCGCUGCAGCCUCGCCCUUCAAAAUCCAGAAGGUGAAAACAUCAGAGCUGAGAUCCUUCACCAGCAUGCUGGGAUCAGACCCCACCAGUUCCCUGGGCACAGAAGAGCAGCAGGAAGGAGAAAAGAGCACCUCCAGUGCCCGUGGACUGAACCACAACGGGUCAGAGACAGCAGAGGAAAAACUGGAGGUGAUUUCUGACUCCGAAGAUGCCAACGAAAUUCCUGAGUGGCUGAAAGAGGGAGAAUAUGUCACAGUUGGCACCAAUAAGACGGGCACUGUUAGGUACAUUGGGCCCACAGACUUCCAGGAAGGAACAUGGGUUGGUGUGGAGCUGGAUUUGCCUUCAGGCAAGAACGACGGCUCCAUCGGGGGGAAGCAGUAUUUCAGGUGUAACCCGGGCUAUGGAUUGCUGGUGAAGCCGGGCAGGGUCAGGAGGGCCGCGGGCCCCGCGCGGCGCCGCAGCUCCGGCCUGAGGCUGCAGGGAGCGGAGAACAGGAGGAGCGGGAACUUCUCCGGGUCAGCCUCCAACCUGGCCUCCCUCACAGCCCUGGCCAAAGCAGAAGGAGGAUCCACUCUGAGACUGGAGAAGAGCCAGAAGAACGCAGAGAACCGAAAAUCUUGGGCAAACUGAGAGAUCCCAGCCCAGCAAACGCCCUGGGAUGCGGCCGGGGGAGCCGGUGGCUUUGGGAAGCGAAACCAACCGUCCCAACUUCCAGUUGGUGGCAAACACUAAUGAAGGGUUUGUUCUCUCUGCUCUGGGUGAUUGACAUGAUAAUUCUUUGCCUCGUCGUGGUGCUGGAUCCUUCAUUUCCUGUCCCAAAUCCUGACGCCUCUGGGGGCAGCUGACGGCAGCCGGUUCCAGCGCGCGGCGCUGGGUGGGUGUAAUGAGCUCCUUCUCUUCCUCCUUUCAGAGGAAAAUCGGUCAAACCACAGAUUCCCAACAGCCUCAAAAUCCUCCCCAGGCACCAGUGCUUCCAUGGAAGUGCUGGGCAGUUCUUGAAGAGCCUCCCCACAGCAACAGCUCUGUUGUAAUUCCAUAAGAGCUGUGUCAGUAUCGUGUAAUCCGCCGUGAAAGGGCAAGGUGGGAAUGAUUCCAGACGGGCAGAAAAGUGAAAGCAGAACUUUGUUUGGAGAUAAAGAACCCCUAAAGUCCCUUUAUUUACAGAAGCAGCAGCCCUUGGGUUAUGAGGCUGGGCCCAGUGCCUGUUUGGAUCACUGCCCCGUUAUCCCACUCUCCUGUGGAAAGCAGUGUGGUCUUCCCCGCUGGUUUGUUGGGAAUGGGAGAAAGCCCAUGGCCAGCUCUGUCUUAUUUUUGAUUUUUGGUCCAUUUAAUGUUUGCUCUCACCAUGACAGGAUCCCCUCUCUCACUUGCCCCAGAGUGGCAGGACCUUCUCCUUGGCUCCUCCCUGUGGGCCAAGAGGAUUUUAGCAGAGGUGUCAGCACUGAAGUGCUCUCCUGUUCCCACCCAGCCUUUGGAGACACUCGGAAUUUUGCCAAGCAGGGUGUCUCUGUCCUCAUAACAGGAUCAAUCCAGUCUAUUUAUUUUUAUUUAUUCUUUUAAAACAUGAAAUGUUUGCGCUUUACAAUCAUCCCCCACAGAGGAGCUCUCCCAGCACCAUCCCGAGCGCCAAUCCAAAGAGGAGGUGCCUCUG
Agelaius phoeniceus (red-winged blackbird) is the source of this 1870-nucleotide messenger RNA. The record is from RefSeq and is a predicted model, not a curated record. NCBI's taxonomy places the organism in Eukaryota, Metazoa, Chordata, Aves, Passeriformes, Icteridae.